AUUCGCCCAGCUGUCCAUGGGAUUAUCGGGAAUCGGAAUUAAACGCGAGAAGUGAAAUUGUAAACAAAGGGACUCAGUAAACUUGGAAAUCAUUCGAUGAGGGAGCAAGAAAUAUCGAUGUCGCGUUUGACGGAGUAGCCGAGUAAACUUUACGAGUCAUGUCAGGAGGCAGGGGUAUACUUAGUUUGAGAUUUAAUCAAGAUCAAGGAUGUUUCGUGUGCUGCAUGGAAUCGGGCCUGAGAAUAUAUAAUGUCGAGCCAUUGAGCGAGGAGGCACACUUUGAAAAUGGCCUGAUGGGAAGCAUCGCCUUGGGCGAGAUGCUGUGGAGGACGAACGUAAUCGCAGUGGUAGGAGGUGGUACUCGGCCAAAAUUUGCCGACAACACGGUACUUAUCUACGAUGAUUUGGCAAAAAAAUUCGUAAUGGAAAUUACCUUCACCGGGCCUAUUAAAGCCGUUCGGUUACGCAGAGACAAAUUGAUUGUUGCGCUGCAAAAGGAGAUACAUGUGUUUUCGUUUCCACUACCGACUCGGAGGUUGCUUACCUUAGAAACCAGGGACAAUCCCAAUGGUCUAGUGGAAGUAGCUACAUUAGCAGCAGCGUAUAAACAAUUACUCGCCUACCCUGGCCAUAAGCUUGGCAGCGUACAAUUGGUAGAUCUAGGCUCUACCGAAGCUGGUAGUUCCAGUGCUCCUGCGACGCUUGUAGCACAUCAGGGAGCAGUGGCUUGCCUUGCGGUUAAUGCCAAUGGAUCUAUGGUAGCUACCGCUUCCACUCAAGGAACAUUGGUUCGGGUUUGGGAUGGUUUGCGAAGGCAUUUAUUGGUCGAACUUAGGAGAGGCGCCGAUUCCGCCACUCUUUACUGUAUAACCUUUAGCAGAGAUUCAGAAUUCCUGUGCGCAUCCAGUGACAAAGGAACGGUCCAUAUCUUUGCUCUAAAGGAUACUCACCUGAACCGUAGAUCCACCUUCUCGAAAAUGGGAUUUCUUGGGAACUACGUUGAAAGUCAAUGGGCACUCGCUACCUUCACAGUACCCCCAGAGUGUGCUUGCGUCUGUGCAUUCGGAGCCAGGAGUUCCGUCGUUGCUGUGUGUAUGGAUGGAACGUUCCACAAAUACGUAUUUACGUCCGAUGGCAGUUGCAAUCGAGAAGCCUUUGACGUCUUCCUCGAUGUGUGUGAUGACGAUGAGUUUUAAGCAGGAGUAAAAAUUAAGUACAUGGGUAAAAUUUUCAUCUAAGAGUAUACACAUAUACAUAUAUGUUUUAUAGAAUUAAUUAUAUCAUAAAUUAAGGUACAAUUUUCUA
This is a messenger RNA of Orussus abietinus, 1305 nucleotides long. Its product is annotated as WD repeat domain phosphoinositide-interacting protein 4. Gene Ontology annotation, molecular function: phosphatidylinositol-3-phosphate binding; protein binding; phosphatidylinositol-3,5-bisphosphate binding. The transcript is spliced from 7 exons. Gene Ontology annotation, biological process: autophagy of mitochondrion; protein localization to phagophore assembly site; protein lipidation. Bases 159 to 1196 code for a protein of 345 amino acids. NCBI's taxonomy places the organism in Eukaryota, Metazoa, Arthropoda, Insecta, Hymenoptera, Orussidae. The record is from RefSeq and is a predicted model, not a curated record. Gene Ontology annotation, cellular component: phagophore assembly site membrane; extrinsic component of membrane; cytosol.